AUGGUUGAUGAUACAUAUGAUGCAUAUGGAACAAUUGAUGAAUUAGAACUUUUUACUAAGGCAAUUGAAAGAUGGGAUACUUGUGGUUUGGAUAAUCUUCCGGACUACAUGAAGUUUCUCUAUAGAAUUUUAUUUGAUCUUAACAAAGAAAUAGAGGAAGAAGCGAUAAAUGAAGGAAUAGUGUAUGCAAUGAACUACUACAAAAAUGAAUUUAUAUUAUACAUUCAAGCAUAUAUGGCUGAAGUUAGAUGGUUAAACAACAAUUACCAACCAACAUUAGAAGAAUACAUUCGUGUAUCAGCAAUAUCAUCUGGUUAUUGUCUGAUGACCGCAACAUGUUACAUUGGUAUGGGAAAUAUAGCUACAUAG
Vicia faba (fava bean) is the source of this 369-nucleotide messenger RNA. The record is from the annotation of a GenBank genome assembly. NCBI's taxonomy places the organism in Eukaryota, Viridiplantae, Streptophyta, Magnoliopsida, Fabales, Fabaceae.